AUGGAGUCGAGUCAAAGCAACGGGGAGACCGUCCUUGUCGAAAGUUUGUCCUCAUCGACAGUUCAAGACUCAUCCGCGGCAACUGAUCCUCCACAGCCCUUACCGCCGCACUUGUCCCACGAUCCAGAAAACAACCUGAAGAGGAGCGACCCAUUUCAAUUCGGCUCGAGGCUUCUCAGCCAGGAGGACAAUGUCUUCGAGUUCAAUGCAUGGGAUCAUGUAGAAACUGACGAUUCUUACAAGGAGUAUGCAGAACUACAAUACGCUAAGCAACGAGAAGCUCCAGUCUCCGACUUCGAUAAAGGCAGAUUCAACUCCGACCCAGCGAAAUGGUGGAACAAUUUCUACAAGAAUAAUACCGCAAACUUCUUCAAAGAUCGCAAAUGGCUCCAACAGGAGUUCCCAGUACUGUCUAAAAUCACAAAGCCCGUGGCAGGGCCAAUUACACUACUCGAAGUCGGUGCUGGUGCCGGAAAUACUGCCUUUCCUAUCUUAAAACACAAUCAGAACCUAAAUCUCAAAAUACAUGCGUGCGAUUUCUCCAAGAAAGCUGUGGAAGUAAUACGUGAGAACGAGGCAUACAAUACCAAGAAUAUACAAGCCGAUGUUUGGGAUGCUGCGAGCGAAGAACUCCCACCUGGAUUGGAAGAAGGAAGUGUGGAUGUGGUCCUGAUGAUCUUUAUCUUCUCUGCCUUGUCACCAUCUCAGUGGAAGCAAGCUGUGCAGAACAUCUAUCGAGUUCUGAAGCCUGGUGGGGAGGUUCUUUUCCGAGACUAUGGCCGCGGUGAUCUGGCUCAAGUGCGCUUCAAGAAAGGCAGAUAUCUCGAAGAGAACUUCUACAUCCGUGGAGAUGGUACCCGAGUCUACUUCUUCGAGAAAGAGGAGUUGAUCAAGAUCUGGACUGGAAAGGAGACCGAGGAUGACGGCGUCGGGAGUACUGGCUUUGAGGUCAUCAACCUUGGCGUUGACAGAAGAUUGUUGGUCAAUAGAGCCAAGCAACUGAAGAUGUACCGAUGUUGGAUGCAAGGGCGUUUCCGAAAGCAAGUGAAGCCGGUUCCAGGUUGA
Messenger RNA from Hyaloscypha bicolor E, 1065 nucleotides. Its product is annotated as actin binding protein-like protein. The record is from RefSeq and is a predicted model, not a curated record. The transcript is spliced from 2 exons. Gene Ontology annotation, molecular function: tRNA (cytidine-N3)-methyltransferase activity. Lineage: Eukaryota; Fungi; Ascomycota; Leotiomycetes; Helotiales; Hyaloscyphaceae. The coding region runs from base 1 to 1065 and encodes 354 amino acids.